Molecule: messenger RNA, 1044 nt
Organism: Trichosporon asahii var. asahii CBS 2479
Lineage: Eukaryota; Fungi; Basidiomycota; Tremellomycetes; Trichosporonales; Trichosporonaceae
Exons: 1
Coding region: 1-1044 (347 amino acids)
Source: RefSeq, a predicted model, not a curated record
AUGGAGCUAGCACCGCCGAUAGCCUGGCCCACGGGCCCUCCGCCAGUACACUACUCGCCCAUCACUCCAUACGGGACUGUUACGCCGUAUCUCGACGGCUCGCCAAUCUACACUUCUCGCCUCGCCUCGGCCGUCACAUCGCCGUCUCCGUUCUCCUCGACCUCCUCUGCGUCCCCUGCCUCACCUUUCCCGUCCUCUUCGUCCCCGCCGUCUGCCCCACCAUCCUCCUCAGUUUCUCCAUCUUCAUCAGCAUCAAUCGAAGCUGCUUCACAGCCUUCGGCGUCCACUUCAACAGCCAUGUCGUCCAUGUCGUCGUCGGCCGGUCAGCCACCCUCCUUCGCCUCCACCUCAGAGCAGCUAUACUGGAACGCAACCCUGACCCUCAACGAGACAAUGUCCUGCAACUCGUCCCGUCUCUCCGUCUCCCACUCUUGCUGUCAAUCCUCCUCCGGCCUCUUCGUCACCUCCAACGCUCCCUCCGCCCAAUUGGGGGGACAGUGUCGUCUUCCCCGUUCCGCUGAGGGUAUACGGGGGUGGGAAAGGUGUGUCCGUGGCCUUGGAGUUGGAUAUGCGAAAUGCAGUGCUCUGAAUCGGGUUAGGGAGGAUUGGGAGGGGACGUUGAGGGAUAGGGUUGGGUGGAAGGGCAAAAUCAAGGGGGAUGAGGAGGUGUGUACGGACUUUGGAGGGGUUGUUGUUGACGAUUGUUGUGGAGAGGUGGGCGGGGAGAUGGACAAGAAGCACGAUAAGAGGGAACAAGUUGGAGAGGGGGAGACUGCCCCAGGAGAAGACGCCAAGGAUGGUGGCAAGAAUGGAGAAGGGGGGAAGCCGCCCCCGUCCGGCCCGCCCCCACCCCCACCACGAGUCUGCAAGAUCCCCAAAUCCAAGCGAGGCGACUGGGACGCCUGCAUCGCAAACCACCAGACCUACUCGAUCUGCACCGACACUCCGCGCGUGUCCUCCGCCUCUCGAAGACGGCUCAGCCUCGGUCUUAUCCUACUCUCCGCCACUCUCUCCUCUUUCCUUCAAUUCGCUCUUGACGCCUGA